Molecule: messenger RNA, 3355 nt
Organism: Porites evermanni
Lineage: Eukaryota; Metazoa; Cnidaria; Anthozoa; Scleractinia; Poritidae
Source: the annotation of a GenBank genome assembly
AUGUUUUCAAACAACAGCUUGGACGAACCGGCUUCGCGUCUUAGCACACAAGCACAGAUAAGUUUGAUCAUUAACAUCAUCAUCAACAUCAUAACUUGUCCGUUCACUGUUCUGCUCAACGCUUUAGUGAUAAUUGCAGUGAAAACAAGACCAACACUUCAGAGCUAUGCCAAUAUUCUACUGGCCUGUUUAGCUGCUACCGAUGCAGUGAGUGGUGUUCUGGCACAACCAUCGUUUAUUCUGUACAUGAUGUUGUUGUUAUUUGGAACAGGUGCGGAUCAAAGCACCAAACUUGAGGUUCAUUUAUCCCACAAUUCUGCUCUGCGCGUUGUGCUUGUCUGUUCAUCGCUUCAUCUGAUAUUGGUGACUUACGAGAGGGUAAUUGCGAUUAAAUUUACCAUGUACUACCCUAUCUUUGUCACAGCCCAGAAACUCAAAGUAGCAGUGAUUGCUUUUUGGCUUGUUUCAAUUUCUUCCGAGCUAGUAAACCGCGCAACAGAGGACCCUUUAUUUUCAAACAUUAUAACGACCCUGGCUUUAAUUUUCUGUGUUGUUUUUGUUUCAAUUUCUUACUUGUUGUUGUACAAAGAAACCCUUAGGCUGAGAAGGAAAAUGAAAAAUGAGCAAAUACCACAAGAAGAAGUGGAACGAAUUGCCAAGGAAAACAAAGCACUCAAGACAACUGUGCUCGUAGUCGGAGCUGUUCUGUUAUGUUUUAUCCCCUUGUUGAUGCAUAUUCUAUUGGUAAUUUUGUGGUCGGGUAACGUUGUAUAUCAAGCAAGUUUGUACAAUGUCUUGACACCAUUUUCUCGUACGUUCAGCAUGUUUAACUCCUUCCUCAAUCCACUAAUUUACUGUUUGCGACAAAGAGAAAUUAGAAAAUUUGUAUUAAGAUUUCCUAAAGUAAUACAAGUGGUGCAACCCGUUGAAAACUAGCACGUUUAACAGUGAGGAUUUGACCUGAUCAGAAGUAAGUCAACUGGUGCGGUUCCUCUUUUACCACACCUGAACCGUGCAAGUUUUUGCACAGACCUGGGGCAUAGUUACGCGAAUUUGAUAAAAAAAGAAAAAGCCAUUCCCGUGCUGAGACUGGCGAAAAUUUGUACCGACUCGUUUAAACAGUAUUGCAACAGGAUUUGCACGGUUCCGUGUAAACGGAACAAAAAGCACAAGAUGCAAUUAUUUCUUACCUUUUUAAACUACAUGCAGACGUAAGAUUUGUUAUCAUGAGAAGGAUCAUUCCAGUGUAGUGAUCAAUAUAAUCGCUUUCCUUGUCAGAGCGAAAGUUUUUUUUUCUCACUUAUAUGUUCAAGUUGAGCGCCAAACAAAAUGAAUAUUUGACGUCAUAAUAAGAGAUUUAUGACGUGGCUCGCGCUCGCGCCCCGUGCACUGCUCAACAUUCGACCUCGUUCUCAGGGUUCUGUCCCUGGGAACGAGGUUCCUGUACAUUCUUCCAGUUGUCAUGUUCUGUCUCAAACAUCGUACCCGAGAAAGGGCGUAUCACUGAAUAGUUGCCUAACAAAAAGAUAUUUUUUAUUUACUUCAAUGCACCAGUUUCUAAAACUUUACUUUUAAACACUCCUGCGCAUCUGCAAAAAAAUCUUCGACAAAUGAGUUCGGGCAGUUCGCAUUUCCCCCCUUUUUAGAAACAAUGACUCUUCUACUAAUCAUUUCCAAGUCAGUGAUAGUGGUUAUGUAUCAAACUCUGAACAAAGGCAUAAUAACCUUAGCUUCGAUUUCCGAUGUAAACAUUGAAUCUAGAUAAGUGAACAUAAAAGAGUGGAUGGACACUAGAAACGUAGGCUCGAUUACCAGCCGCCGAUCGGGAAAUGAGCCCCCACUCCUGAACCCAAUCGAACGAAAUGAUAACGAAGAUCUGAAUUUUUGAAAAAAAAGGUGUUCAGGGCUACAUUUUCAUUUGUUGUCUAUCUCAGGUUCUCCUUUAACUAGAUUGCUGUUGCUUUUUUCUUCGUGCAACAGCAAAAGAUCGCUAACAAGUGUAGAUCAACUGUCGCUAAUUGAAGAACAUGUGUUACCCACUUGAGUUAACCAAUCUUGUCGUGGGAAAAAGCUAAGGAGAAAAGGCUUGUAUAUUGAAAUUUCUUAAACAGUGUAAGGCAAUUCACUAAGGACCUCUCAAACAUAAUGGUAAUUCUUUCACCCGAAAAUGUUCUUCGAGGAAGGAAAACUGUUGUCUUCUUAAUUAAAUAACCAAUCAUGUUCAGAUCCUUACAUGGGUAAUAUAUGUGUAUUUAGCUCUUGACUAAGUAAGUAAGAAACGGAUAUAUUAGGCAAAAUAGAAAUGCUUGACCAAAAGCGAUCAGUUGAUCGACCAAAUGCAGACAAAGUUAAGAAACCUGGGAAAGUGUUGACGUUGUCGGUUUCAGCAAGGAAAAAAACGUAAGCAUUUUUCUUCUCAAUAGUAAACAUGUAUGUCACGAACUCUACUUCAGGCUUCAAUUCAACCUUCAUGUUUUCAAACAACACCUUGGACGAACCGACUUCGCUUCUUAGCACACAAGCACAGAUAAGUUUGAUCAUCAACAUCAUAACUUGUCCGUUCACUGUUUUUCUCAACGCUUUGGUGAUAAUUGCAGUGAAAACAAGACCAACACUUCAGAGCUAUGCCAAUAUUCUACUGGCCUGUUUAGCUGCUAACGAUGCAGUGAGUGGUGUUCUGGCACAACCAUCGUUUAUUCUGUACAUGAUGUUGUUGUUACUCGGAGUAGGUGGUAAAAGCGCUGAAGACGCGGUUCAUUUUUUCCAUAAUUCUGUCUUACGCGCUGUGCUUGUCUGUUCAUCGUUUCAUCUGAUAUUGGUAACUUACGAGAGGGUAAUUGCGAUUAAAUUUACCAUGUACUACCCUAUCUCUGUCACAGAACAGAAACUCAAGAUAGCAGUGACUGCUUUUUGGCUGCUUUCAAUUUCUUCUGAGGUACUAAAACACGCAAUAGAGGACUCUUUAUAUUCAAACGUUAUAGCGGCCGUGGCUUUAAUUUCCUGCGUUGUUUUUGUCUCAAUUUCUUACUUCUUGUUGUAUCAAGAAACCCGCAGUCACCAAAGGAAAAUGAAAACUGAGCAAAUACCACAAGAAGUAGUGGAACGGUUUGCCAAAGAGAACAAAGCACUCAAGACAACUGUGUUCGUAGUAGGAGCUGUUCUGUUAUGUUUUAUCCCUAUGUUUAUACUACUUUUGUUAGUAUUUUUGUGGUCGGGAAACGUUGUUGUACAAGCAAGUUUGUUUUAUGUGUUGACACCAUUUGUUCGUACAUUCAGUAUGUUCAACUCUUUUCUCAAUCCACUAAUUUACUGUUUGCGACAAAGAGAAAUGAGAAAAUUUGUAUUGAGAUUUCCU